GAGACCUGCAGAGCGUCCCAGGAAAGGAACUGAGGGGGAAGUGGUGAGAUCUGAGCCUGGGGAAAAACCACGUUAAUCACAUUUAAUCACAUUCAAUUUUUAUAAAACAUAAAGGCAGUGCAGUAAAGUUGGGUUUUGCCCCCAGCACUCUCCCCAAGGCUGGGAGCUGUUUUCAGCUGGGAAGGUAUACAUCCCUCGGCUAAACCGUGAUUAGUUUAACAAUGAUUUGUGCAGCUACCGCCCUUGGAGUAAUUCCAAAGGCUGGAUGGAUGUGGGACAUUAAGCCAGAAGAAACUGCUUGAGGUCUGAGCCCAAAGUCUGACCUGGCAGGUCCUUUCUGGAAAAACCUGUGGCCAAAGUUUUGCUUGCAAAUUGUCUCUGGUUAGAAAGCCUUGCAAGGGAGAAGCCCCCGGAAACCAUGCAGGGGGAGAAACCCUUCGACCAAAGGCCCCCUCAGGGGAAGCUGGGGAGAGUCUCCACAUGCUCCGAGUGCGGGAAAUCCUUUACUCACCAGUCCCUCCUUUUGAUCCACCGGAAGGGGCACACGGGGAAUGGAUCGCAUCUGUGUUUGGAGUGUGGGAAAUCCUUUCCUGGAGUGUGGGGCUUUGCCAAGCAUCUCAGGAGCCACGCCGGACUAAGGCCCUACAAAUGUGGAGAAUGUGGAAAGUGUUUUGCCAAAGGGUCGGACCUUGGAGCCCAUCAGCGAAUCCACCGGGAAAAGAGGCCUCAGGAAUGCUGGAAGCGCCGCAAAAGUUUUCCUGAGAGAUGGUGUCUUUCUAGGCCUCAGAACAGCCCAACUGAAGAGAAGGCCUGCAAGUGUGUGCAGUGUGGGCUGUGCUUUUCUCAAAAGUCAGAGCUUCUUAAACAUCAGCAAAUCUACAUCGAAAAGAAACCUUAUGAAUUUCUGGACUGUGGCAAAUCAUUUAAUCAAAAAUUGAUCCUUAAAAACCAUGAAAACAUUCACCCGGGAGAGAAACCUUACAAGUGCUGGCAAUGUAGGAAAGAUUUUACUUGCAACUCUCAGCUUCAGGUCCAUGAGAAGGUUUGCGGAGGAAUAAUACCUUAUAAAUGCUUUGAGUGUGGAAAACAUUUUACUCGGAGUUCAUCUCUUCGGAGCCAUGAAAAAACACACAGAGGGGAGAAAAACGAAAAGUGCCUACAGUGUGGGAAAUGUUUUUCCUGGAAAUCAGACUUAGUGCGACAUCAGAGAAUUCACACCGGAGACAGACCCUAUAAAUGCCAAGAAUGUGAGAAACAAUUUGUGGAAUCUUCUAAACUUCGGAUACAUCAGAUGAGGCAUAAAGAAGAGAAAGCAUAUAAAAGUGAAGAGUGUGGGAAAUGCUUUUCCCGGAAGCCAGAUGUUGCUUCAAAGCAGUGUGUCCAGAUGGGCGAGAAACCAUACAAUUGUGUGGAUUGUGGGAAAUGUUUUGCUCAAAAAGGAGGACUUUGGGAACAUCAGAAAAUUCAUACAGGGGAGAAGCCCUAUCAAUGCAUCGAGUGUGGAACAUUUUUUCGUACGAUAUCAGGCCUAAGGCGUCACGUCAAACUUCACUCAGGGGAAAAAAAUUACAAAUCGAUAUCAGGCCUAAGGCGUCACGUCAAACUUCACUCAGGGGAAAAAAAUUACAAAUGUUUAGACUGUGGGAAAGCAUUUGCUUCUUCAUCAUCCCUUAGAAAUCAUAGCCGCCUAAUGCAUAUAGGAGAGACGCCCCAUAAAUGCUUGGAGUGCAAUAAAUGUUUUUCUGGGAAAGCAAUCCUUUUGAAGCAUCAGAGAAUUCAUACUGGAGAAAAACCUUAUCAGUGUCUGGAGUGUGGGAAAUGUUUUCCUUACCAAGAAUGUCUUAAAAACCACGAAAGAAUUCACACAGGAGAGAAACCUUACAAGUGCAUGCAAUGUGGCAAAUGCUUUACUCGCAGUUCAGACCUUGGAGUCCAUAAGAAGAUUCACACAGGAUUAAAACCUUAUAAAUGUGUUGAGUGUGGAAAAUGUUUCCCACAAAACUCAUCUCUUCGGAGGCAUCAGAAAACACAUGAGAAACAUGAAAAGUGCCUAGAAUGUGGAAAAUGUUUUUCCCAGAAAUCACACUUGGUGCGACAUCAGAGAAUUCACAGUGGAGACAGACCCUAUGAAGGCCUAGAAUGUGAGAAACGAUUUGUGAACACCUCUGAACUUCGGAUACAUCAGAAAGGGCACAGAGGACAGAAGCCGUAUAUAUGUGUUUUUUGUGGGAAAAGUUUUACAUCUGCAACACAGGUUCAGAUUCAUCAGAAAAUCCACAUGGGGGAGAAGCCAUUCAAAUGUGGGGAGUGUGGGAAAAGUUUUACAUCAGCAAACCAUGUUCGGAUUCAUCAGAAAAUCCACACAGAAGAGAAGCCAUACAAAUGUGGGGAAUGUGGGGAAUGCUUUUCCCGAAAACAAUACCUUGGAAGGCAUCGGAAGGUCCAUACAGGAGUGAUGCCAUAUAGAUGUGUAGAAUGUGGGAAAUGUUUUACUGAAAAGGCAAGACUUUCAGAACAUCAAAAUAUUCACACAGGGGAGAAGCCCUAUCAAUGCAUCGAGUGUGGAAUAUAUUUUCAUAUGAAAUCAGGCCUCAGACAUCAUAUGAAAGUUCACACAGAGGAAAAAAAUUACAAAUGUUUAGACUGUGGGAGAGCAUUUGCUUCUUCUUCAUCCCUUCGAAAUCACAGCCUACUGCAUAUAGGAGAGAGGCCCCAUAAAUGCUUGGACUGUGAAAAAUGUUUUAUCAGGAAAGAUAGUCUUUUGAAGCACCAAAGAAUUCAUACCGGGCAAAAGCCUUACCAAUGCCUGGAGUGUGGGAAAUCUUUUCUUUACAAAGAAUGUCUUAGAAACCAUGAGAGGCUUCACACAGGAGAGAAACCUUACAAGUGCGGGCAAUGUGAGAAGGACUUUACUUGCAACUCACUACUUUGGCUCCAUAAGAAGAUUCACACAAGAGAGGAACCUUACAAAUGCCUUGAGUGUGGAAAAAGUUUUGCUCGAAAUUCAUAUCUUCAGAGGCAUAAGAAAACACACAACAAGGACAAAAGUGAAAAGUGCUUAGAAUGCGGGAGAUGUUUUUCCGAGAAAGCACACCUGGUGCGACAUCAGAGGCUUCACACUGGAGACAGACCCUAUGAAUGCCCAGAAUGUGAGAAACGGUUUGUGGAGUCUGCUGAACUUCGGAGACAUCAGUUCAGGAGGCACAGAGGAGAAAAACCAUAUAAAUGUGGAGAGUGUGAGAAAAGUUUUACCUCAGCAACGCAGGUUCGGAUUCAUCAGAGAACCCACACGGGGGAGAAGCCAUAUAAAUGUGGGGAGUGUGGGAAAUGCUUUUCCCAAAAACAACACCUUGGAAGGCAUCAGAGGGUCCAUACAGGAGUCAAGUGAUAGAGAUGUGUACAUUGUGGGAAAGGUUUUGCUCAAAAGGGAGGACUUUGUGAACUUCAGAAAACUCACACGGGAAAAGCCCUAUCUAUGCACCAAAUGUGGAACAUUUUUCGUAGUGGAUCAGCUCUUAGAAAUCAUAUGAAAGUUCACACAGGGGAAAAAAUUACAAAUGUUUAGACUGUGGGAGAGCAUUUGCUUGUAAAUCAUCCCUUAGAAAUCCCAGAUGCCUAAUGCAUAUAGGAGAGACGCCCCCUAAAUGCUUGGAGUGUGUUUUUCUGAGAAAGGUGGCCUUUUGCAGCAUCAGAGAACUCACACUUGAGGAAAACCUUAUCAGUGCUUAGAAUGUGGCAGACGUUUUUCCUGAUAAUCAGGUCUUCAGGUGCACAUGAGAAAUCAAACAGGAGACCAAGUUUAUAAGUGUGUAGUGAGAGAAAGCUUUUCCUUGCCAAUCAAAAUUUAAUAUUUGUUUAUUUGUACAUCAUAUUUAUAUAGUCGCCUAUCUCUCACAAAGCAUGCACCAGAGAAUCCAAACUGGAGGAAAGCCCUUCAGCUGUGAACAAUGUGGGAAAUGGUUCUCUCAAAAGCCAGAACGUUCACUCAGUAACAGAAGUGAAAUCCUAUGAAGAUUUGGUUUGUGGGAAAUAUUUUUCAUGAUCAGAAAACCCUCAGAUGCAACAGAAUCACAAAAUAUUACAUCAGAGUCAGGAGUGUGAGGAAUGUUUUGAUCAGGAAGCAGCGUUAAUGACUCAUCAGAGAGUCCACACAGGAGGAAAGACAAUGAGAAGUGUGAGAAAUGCUUUGUAGAGAAUUCAGUAUUAGAGAAACAUCAGAAAGUUCACAAGAGGAAAAGUGUUUAAAUGUUUGGAAUGUGGAAAAUUGUUGGAAGGUCAGUCGGACCUCUGGAGCCACCAAGGAAUCCACAAAAAAGACCCACGUGAAUAGAGUGUGGGAAAUGCUUUUCCGAGACAGAGUAUCUUGGCGUGCAUGAAAGAGUUCACAAGAGAAACCCUGCAGCUGUUUCCAGUGUGGGAAAUCUGUUUCCCAGUUAGAUGCAUGACUUGCACACCAAAGUGUCCCCACGGAACCCAGAAAUGGUUCAGCAAAAAUCACAUUUGUUUACGCACCAGAGGAUCCAAACUGGAGAGAAACCAUACAAGUGCUUGGAGUGUGGGAAAUCAUGUGCUUAACUUAUGUUUGUAGUGUGGAAAAUGUUACGCUGAAAAAUCUCUUAAGAAGUACAAGAAAGCUCAUAAUUCUUGAGAAGUGUGGGGACUUAUGAUGGCUCCCAUUGUUGCAGUUCGUUGGUGGGAAAAUCGAUACUGCCCCCUCCAUUAUCAUGAAUUGUAUAUAGUCUUUUUAUAUACAAUUGCUAUUAGCUAAUUUUAAUCUGUAUAUUUAAAUUUUCAUAGUUUCUACUGCUUUGGAUUUUUACUGUGAGCCUCUUGAUGAGGAUGAAAGAGGAGAGUGCAAAAGGUGACUUGAAACUCAACAUUAAAAAAACUAAGAUCAUGGCAUCUGGACCCAUCAAU
Molecule: messenger RNA, 4917 nt
Organism: Python bivittatus (Burmese python)
Lineage: Eukaryota; Metazoa; Chordata; Lepidosauria; Squamata; Pythonidae
Source: RefSeq, a predicted model, not a curated record